AAGCACGCACAAACAGGAAACACACAACAAAAAGCCAAAGCGAGAAAACAAAAAAGCGAUUGAUCAUUCCAACAGCAGUCUACUAGCUAGCCGCUGCUCUGCUACUAGAUAGCGCUAGUGCUAGACUCUCUGCCUCUUGUCUCUGGUGUUUCUCCUACAACUACAACAACAACUGCUACUAGCUAUUAUAGCAUAGCUUAUACCAGUAGCUAGAAGACCAGAAGAGACAGCGCUGAUCUUUUAGCUUGGCGAUCAAGAGUGCUUUCUUAUUUUCUUUUUGUACCAAUCCUACCUGGAUUUCUACAGAGCACCAUGGUGGCUGAUUCCGCUCUUGUUUCACUGCCAGUUCCAGUGCCAGUGCCAAUCCAAGUAGGAUUACCAGUAGGAGUGUCAAUGCAUGGAGUGGAGAGCGAAGCUUCAUCUUCUCUACAAGCAACAGCAACAGAAGGAUCCAGGCAACAAAACAGCAGAGCUGCUGAAAUACUCCGUAUCGAUUUACCCCAAUCUCGAGAAAUGAAAGACAAGAAAUUAGCACCUGCCACUGCUAGUACCACUUCUACAUGUACUAGUACUAGCAGCACUGAUCCUGACCCUGACCAUCACAGAAACACUGCCAACAGUAGCCCUACCAGUGUGGCCACCUGCAUGAAUGGACAAGGCCAAAGCAAACAACAGAUUCAACAGACCUUGGAGCUAGAUCUUCAAUUGCCCAUCAAUCAAGAUACUACAACCAAAGGUACUACUAGUACUGAAAACAAGCCAGAAAAUCACAAAGCCUACACCUCAGGCUCAUCAGGACAGAAUGGUCACAACCAAUCAAAAGAGGACCAACCAAGUGAGACCAAGAACAAAGCUACCAAUGGCCAUGGACAUGGACAAGGACAUGCCAAGUUUUCAAGUGCCACUGAAGAACCCAUCACCAUGUCACCAGAUGCACUGGCAUCAGUGAUGAAAGAUGUACAGUUUUCGGAAGCACAAGAUACUGAUGCCAUUCUAUUGACAAACAAAAAUACAAACACAAACAAUACCAACGUCAGAAUCAACACACUUUCCAUUCAAUCCAACCAAAAUUCAUCCAACAUCUGGGGAUUCCUCUUUGGCAGGCCUUGGGAUGUCUCAUACUCGACUUCUUCAUUGACCAGGCACACCAACCACUACUUCGAUCAUCCACUCAACAACAGCCCUAUUCCUCAUUGGUUGGCACUCAUACUCGGAGAUGUUCUGCAACGCCUCACCCUACAAAUUCCACUCAGAUCGCCCUUUGUGCUACCCAGAAUGAUUUCUCUCCUUUGGAAUAGAGGACCCAAUCAUCAACAAUGCACACACGAUGCGAACAACUCAACUGCAUCCGAAAACCAACAUCCUGCCUUUCACCUACCCUCAUCACUCACCGCUAUUAGCAGAAUCUUCUCCUCUCAUCCACACAAUACCCUGCGCAGGACUCCCGUCGUGCAUGGAAUUCCAAACUACGGACAAACUUGCUUUCUCAAUGUCGUACUGCAGUCACUGGCGUCCUUGGAUUCGGUCAUUGCCUAUGCCGAAUGGAUCGACAUGGAACAGAAACAACGGCUGCAACCGCAAGGCGCAGCAGCAACCAUACCAAUAAGACGCAAAAAGGCGCCAGUCACAACCACGGCCAGUCAAUUGCUCUUGCCACUGCUUCGAUCUCUUAAUGGGCAACCAUCGACGCUCGAUGGAACGAGAUUGGAUCCAAGAGAAUUACUAUGGAGAAUUGCACAAAAGAAUUCACAGUUUCAAGCACAACGACAUGGACUUUUUGGAUUCUCGUCGCCCGCUCAUGCCACAGGAGAACAACAGGAUGCGCAAGAAUUGUUGCAGGCAUUGCUGGAAAUGAUGAUCUUGGAUGCAAAAUUGGAAGCACCCAAAGCUGACAACAGCAACAACGAUGAGGCUUCCGCAAGAGUGGCAACCGAGGAUGACGACGGUCGAUCUGACGUGGUCAAGACACCCUCCCAGCGAUCGGGAAUGUCGCUCACAUCCAUGCUGCCAGCGUUGGAAGAAACGAAAGAAGAAGACGCGAUCCUUCAUGACGAUGAUGAAGUGCUCACCUGCAUGUCCGACAAAUGGUCGCCACGAAACAGCACCAACAACAGUCUUUGUGGAGAUGAACAGGCCACCAACCACCACAACUCUAACGUGCCUGAUAAUGUAGGAACGGGAACGCUUUCCGAUCCUUCCGUUUGGAAUCAGGUGCAAAUGGUGGAUUCGGCUGGCAUCAUCUCUUCCUACGACGACGCUCGAAAACAAGACACCACGAACACAAACCUUCCUUCUUCCUUGGCGUCCUCCUUCCUAUCCACAACUUCCACCGUCGUCACUUCCAAUUCACGAGACCAGCAACCUGCGCAGCAAACCUCUCCUCUCUCGGCUUCCAUGCAAAUCAUGCUCUCCACAAUCUCUUCCAUCACCAAGACGCCUCUUUCUUGUUGGACUGGAUCGUUGGUCAAAUGUGAGGCUUGCGGUCACAACCGGGCUGUUCGCAACCAAGAAUGGCGAGAUAUUCCCAUUGUUCCUACGGCACUGCGAAAUCCAUCCAUCAUGUCUAGCAACAACAGUCUGCCGCCCUGUCAGUUGCAAGAAUGUCUACAGAAUUUUACGCAGGUAGAACGAGUCACGGAUGUCGAAUGUGGGAAUUGUUCCCUCCAACGAGACAUGCAGCAUUGGCAAGAAGAAGUAGACAUGCUGCGGGAUGCCGUGACAAGCUUGGAACAGCGUCGACGACAACGUCCAGGUGAUGCGACCACUGUAUUGGAAAAGGGGGAAUUGUUGCGCAUGGAACUGGAAGAUGCGGAGGCCAAGCUCCUCCAUCUUUCGCAGCAAGAUCCAGAUGAAUACGACCCACGCCAUUGCACAGAAGCAGACGAAGACGACGUGGCAGGAAACGCUCCAAAUGCAACCAUGAUUCGCGCGAAUGCUCUCAAAUGCCUCGUUCUGACGAGACUGCCGUCGGUCCUGUGCCUACACGUGCAGCGCCGGUAUUACAAUCCUGCAAGUGAUCGCAUGUCCAAGACUCUUCAGCACGUUUUCUUUGACGAAAUGCUUGAUUUGGCACCCUACUGUGCGUACGGAGGAGGGAAUCUCAAUGCCCAAAGAAUCUUUGCAGACAAGAACAGCAGCGGCAGCAGUCCACUCGAUCGUCAGAAACAACAAUCGUCGCCCAUCUGGUACCGGCUAGCCAGUGUCAUUGAACACAAGGGCAAUGCGUUCGGGGGCCACUAUGUGUGCUACCGACGGCUGCCGACUCAUUUGCAGACUCCCGACAACGAAUCCAAAUGGUACUUCUGCUCCGACGACGUGGUUCACAUCGUCGGCUGGAAUCAAGUCCAGAGAGCGCAAGCCUACAUGCUUUUCUACGAGGCCAUGUAGACUUUGCGGGGUUACUCGUUCUAUGAGUCGAAGAGGGGCAACGUCGCGUCUGGCUAACCUUUUUAAAACCCAUCUUCUGAACAACUUUGUCUAUUUCGAUGAAGACUAUCUAGUGUUUCCUUGGGUGUUGUGUCAGUUUCGGUCGACGAUCUUCUGAACCGAAUCGAUCGUUCAAUCAAAAGUUAUGGGUCUGUGAGUCAGGAUCAAUGGCCGUUUCUUGGCUACUAGGGAGAACUUGUCCGGCAAAGCUUCGUGCACCAACUGUUGGGGCUCUCGCAACAGAAGAUUGUAAAUACUGCUCGUAGUAUACUCCGAGUCGAGUCGAAUUCGUGUUGGCAAGACAGAAGCUCCACCCGCUCUGUGGUACAGUACCCUCAAAGGUCUGAUCCAAGAAUGUAUGAAAGGUAAUGGCGCGUGCUCCUACCUUCCGCGUUCUGACCGUGAACUGGGUUGGCUUUCUCUCAGUCCCUCUCACAAUUCGGGUUCAGAGGAUGCAGCUUCCUGCAGUGUGAUGGGCUUGGGGGGUGCUCAGUUUGUUUUGAUUGAACAUCCACAUGAAUGACUUUCAAAUGGUGGCAAUACAGAGGCUACUUUGAUAGUUGUUUGUCACAGUAUGGGGAGCACUCACCUUCGCGCCAAGCUUUUGGUGUGGGAGGACAGGCUUUUGUUAAUCAUGGGACAAUUCUCAACCGAUGGAGUGAAUCCCAAGAGAGGAACGGAGAUGUCAGUUGAAUCUCGAUGAUUGUGUUGUUGCGUGGUGAAUGAUUCAUUGCUGGGUGUUGUCGAGGCGAGCUUUUGAAAGAGGGCACGAUCGCAGAUUAGACGAGCUGUUCCACGAUGCAUAAAAUAUUCCACGGUCCGCAGAGCCAGUCAAGCGAACCCGAUGACACUGACUUCAAGAACUAGGAAACAAACGACGAGCCUCCGCUAUUGCUGUUGGUACCGUUGCGUUGCUCAUGCCAUGGCAAUAGCUAGUCUUGUCAACGCUGCACGGAUCACUACCAGUAUCGGAUGCCUGAUCGAUUAGGUUCAGGUGCUUUCGGGACGUCCUGGAAUUCCUGCGUCUCGUACGGUACCCGGCAAAAAGAAGGCCGAUUUCUUACAUGAUCAAUAAAUCAAUAGGCAACCUGCUACGAUUUUUACUUGCCAUUCUGCGUCGUGCCUGCCGCCUUUUUGUUUGUUCUAAAUUCUAUAUAGUCGAGCUAGCU
Molecule: messenger RNA, 4595 nt
Organism: Seminavis robusta
Lineage: Eukaryota; Bacillariophyta; Bacillariophyceae; Naviculales; Naviculaceae
Source: the annotation of a GenBank genome assembly